UGAAACUACUUGGCGGUCUGAAUUGAGCAUUGAUUUGUUCAUCAUCAACAAGACAAUUCUUUUGGUGAAAAAGUAAAUAAUAGAUCUGAAUCUCUGCAAGCUUCGCCCCUAGCGGCCUUCAGGAUUCAGUUCAAUUCAAAGGAAAUCCAUCAGUAUCACAAAGCUUUCUCUCUCUGUUAUCAGGAUUCAGUCAAGAUUAAGAUCAAGAUCGACCAACUCUCCUCCAAUAUCGUCCGAAAUUUAACAAUCUGCUGCCCUUAAAUCACACACACGGGGCUCGUUCUCCACUCGAACGACGAGAAGAUCGUCAUGGCCAGUUGUCGAUGAAAUAAAGUCGAAGAAGAAGAAGAAGAAGUCAGUCGUCAAUAAUUCUGUAAAAUGAACAACAAAAAUGUUGUGGUCUGCGACAAUGGCACUGGGUACGUUAAAUGCGGGUUUGCAGGAGAAAACUUCCCCACUUCAGUAUUCCCUUGUGUUGUUGGGAGGCCAAUGCUACGUUAUGAAGAAUCCCUUGUAGAACAAGAGCUGAAGGAUAUUGUUGUGGGAGAAGGCUCCUUUGACUUGAGGCAUCAGUUAGAUAUAUCUUAUCCAGUUAGCAAUGGAAUUGUUCAAAACUGGGAUGAUAUGGGCCAUGUCUGGGACCAUGCAUUUUAUAAUGAAUUAAAGAUUAAUCCUGCUGAUUGUAAAAUAUUGCUUACUGAUCCACCACUUAAUCCUUCCAAAAACCGAGAAAAAAUGGUGGAAACCAUGUUUGAAAAGUACAACUUCUCUGGAGUCUUCAUUCAAAUUCAAGCUGUUCUAACGCUUUAUGCUCAAGGGCUACUUACUGGACUAGUCAUUGAUUCUGGAGACGGCGUCACUCACGUGGUUCCAGUUGUUGAUGGCUACUCAUUCCCGCAUCUUACAAAGAGAAUGAAUGUAGCUGGGAGGCACAUAACAUCUUACCUAGUUGAGUUGCUUCAUCGUAGAGGAUAUUCAAUGAACAAAACUUCCGACUUUGAGACUGUUAGGGAUAUCAAGGAGAAACUUUGCUACGUAAGUUAUGACUACAAGAGGGAAUAUCAGUUGGGACUUGAGACCACUAUACUUGUCAAGAACUAUACUUUGCCGGAUGGAAGGGUAAUCAAAGUUGGCACAGAGCGUUUCCAGGCUCCGGAGGCACUGUUUACUCCUGAGCUAAUAGAUGUUGAAGGUGACGGUUUGGCAGACAUGGUGUUUCGAUGCAUACAAGAAAUGGAUAUCGACAACCGGAUGAUGCUUUAUCAACACAUAGUUUUGAGUGGUGGGAGUACUAUGUACCCUGGAUUGCCAAGCCGCUUGGAGAAGGAAAUUUCGGAUCGAUACCUUGAAUUUGUCCUGAAGGGAAACAAAGAUGGACUGAAGAAACUAAGGUUGCGGAUAGAAGAUCCACCGCGAAGAAAACACAUGGUUUACCUCGGAGGAGCUGUUCUUGCAGGAAUUAUGAAGGAUGCCCCUGAGUUUUGGAUUAGCAGAGAAGAUUAUCUCGAAGAAGGAAUUGCAUGUCUAAGCAAAUGCGGUCAGGCCUGAUGAGACAGAAAAUCUCUUGUUAUUAGUAUGUGCAAUUCUUCCUUGCACAUAUUUUAUUUAGGUUAGAUAAUAUGUCUGGAUUAUUUGUUUCAUUUUUGGAUAAACUAUAUAGAAAAUGUAUCAUUUGUUUUUUCCGGCUAUUUUGAUUCAGGCUUCAUUUUA
Molecule: messenger RNA, 1710 nt
Organism: Impatiens glandulifera
Lineage: Eukaryota; Viridiplantae; Streptophyta; Magnoliopsida; Ericales; Balsaminaceae
Product: actin-related protein 2
Exons: 15
Coding region: 379-1548 (389 amino acids)
Biological process (GO): Arp2/3 complex-mediated actin nucleation
Cellular component (GO): Arp2/3 protein complex; actin cortical patch
Molecular function (GO): actin filament binding
Source: RefSeq, a predicted model, not a curated record